AAGAAACUGACCGAUGCUUCCAAGAACUAGGUGAGUGCGAUUCGUCGGUAUACUCCAAAAGUAACUUAGUCGCGUUGAGAAGUACAGACUGUGACUCUUACUGUCAGUGUGUCCACAAUGGAACAAAUGCAGAUGGGCUCUGUGAGUUAUAAGUGGUUGAAGAGGCCGUGUCCACCAGGAACGAAAUUUGAUCAAAACAUAAAUACUUGUAAUCAUGCGUCCUUGGUAACAUGUCUUGGAAUUAGGUGUUACCAGUGCAAGAACGAAAACAGUCAUGAAGCCUGCAAUGCUGGUGCCCUCGAAAUUUGCGAUCACAAUAAGCAGUCGUGUCAGACAGUCAUUGAAUAUAAGAAUAACAAAAUCAAGAUUUUGUUUAAAGGUUGCAAGAAUCCUACAGCUAAUGCCGCCAAUGAAAAAUUAGGUUGUAAAACAACAGGAUCGAAAACAUUUUGCAGAGAAAAAUGUGUAACAGACAGUUGUAAUUAUGAUCAUAACUUAUAAUUACCUAGUAUUUAAUUGAUUGUUUUCUUGAAACUUUCUACGGGAUAACGACAGACAUUACACACCAAAAAAAUAUUUUAUUUAAUCUGACAAUAAGCUUGUUUCACAUAGAGAAAUAAAGUUAGUUGACAAUUGUG
Molecule: messenger RNA, 638 nt
Organism: Ruditapes philippinarum (Manila clam)
Lineage: Eukaryota; Metazoa; Mollusca; Bivalvia; Venerida; Veneridae
Product: very low-density lipoprotein receptor-like
Molecular function (GO): protein binding
Source: RefSeq, a predicted model, not a curated record